AUGUUGUUGAAGGAGGUACUGCCUACUGGCGUCGAGGUACAUUCCGGUCCGGUGCAUAUCUUCGCAUGCGAGGAGAGGAGGCAGGUACAUGUGGUUGGGCCGGACUCCUCAGCAUCUGCCCAUGUCCUCUACCUGGGCCUUCCGCGGUUUAUUCCCUUUCAGUUGCAGCUGCCGGCACUGAAGCACUGGGCCAGGGUGCUGCGCGUGAAGAUCUGGGCGAUCACGGAAGAUAGCAUCGACAUUGACAGGUUGAAACCUGGCACUGAUCCCCGCGAGUUCCAGGAGGAGCUUGUUUCUUUGGUAACUGCCUUGCUGCCACUGCUGGGAGACAAGUUUCUAUUCGUCGACAGUACGUUUGGCUGUGGCACAUCUCUGGCGUGGCGGUUUAGAGAAAAGCUUUCGGGGGCAUUAAUUUUCAACGUCCACCUCUUCAUGGCACCUGAUUUCGACGGGACGGAGCCUGCAAAGAAGAUUAAGAACCGAAUGGCAAAGCUGGGCGAGUAUUUCGAUCAACGGGACAUGGACAAUAUCUUGGGGGUGCUCCCCGACUUCAUGUACCCGACGGGCGGCGCAGAUGGGGUGGAGGCCACAAAGAAGGCCUAUGCGGAGGCACUGUCUUCGGCGUCGGAGAAGUUUUGGAAGCUCUCUGCGCUGCAGCCUUCGUGGAAUUUCGAGCACCUGACGACCAUCCUGAGUUCGCAAGAGGAAUGGCACAUGGACUCGCUUCCUGUGGUGUUGGCCUGCAGUGAUCAAGCACCCCUGGUGGUCGUCUCCGAAUCCACGCAGAGGCUGCACCACCUUUUGCCAGGCUCAAAACUCGAGUUCAUCCCUUCCUCCAAGUGGUCAUGGCAGCUGGAGGGCGACGCCGUCCUCGCGUCAGUUACCGAACUGCUGGACACUCUGCUGCCCCGAUGGCUGUCAGACAAGCACUUGAACAAGCGUUCCUCUUUGCCACUUCUGGACCAGCAGGUCAUUAUCCCUCCGACCAUCGAUGCUGCUGGGGACGAAGCGUUUUGUCGCAGCUGUACUGGAAGCUGCCGUGCUGAGCAGAACCUCUGCCCAGUGCAAUGA
Molecule: messenger RNA, 1071 nt
Organism: Symbiodinium sp. CCMP2456
Lineage: Eukaryota; Dinophyceae; Suessiales; Symbiodiniaceae
Source: the annotation of a GenBank genome assembly